AUGGACGACGAUGACAACCAUUUCGAGAAUCUCGAACAAGAAGACGAAGAGUUGAUCUCAUUCUUGAAAAGUUCGUUGGAAGAUGCUGGAUUCAAGCCCCUCUCGCAACGUGAUUUGGAUCUCUGCGAUGCCCUCAACGUUGGAUAUUUGCUCCGAUUGUCCAUUGUGGCCGACUUGGAACAAUUGGAUCCAGGAAUUGCCAAGGAAUUCUAUCCAGAACUAUACAAUAAUGAUGAUGAAGGCGACGAGGGAAAACUUUUACCAAAUAUGGAGUCUGAAAUUUUGUUUGGUGGCCGUUGUCUCGUCUUUUGGCGGGGGUACUCGCAAGAGGUUACGACUGGUCGUCUCAUUCUUCCCAAACUAGACUAUUUGCAAACCAGUUUGGUCAGGAGAUCCGCUGCCUGGGUCAAAAGAAGGCUCGACUUUGUGGAACAAAAAUGGCUCCAUAAGGCCAAUCAACAAUCCAAAAAAAUCAAAAGCAAGAUUGAAGACUGGAAAGACAGCGUCAUUCCCAAAGAGUUGAGAACGGAACAAAAUGACGAAACAACAGAAUCGGAAAUCAAAUCCUUGUCGUCAUCGAGCAAAGGAGGAGUCCUUGAUUUGGGUCGUUAUGGAGGAUCUGGACUGCGCUUUGUGGGAUCUCCGGAUCCAGAUGAUGCCUUGGAUCCAUUCAUGGUGUGUGAAAUCCAAGACUUUGACGACGACACAACGCCACCUGCUGCUGCAACCAAUGGAACUGCACAAAACGGCAUGAAUGCAGCAGCAGCAGCUACAACGACAGUGAUUGAUGCCGAUGUGGAACAUGAUUUGUAUGAAAAGCUGAACCACCAAGGCUAUCUUUGCGAGUACGACAAGCAAGUGGAGGGUUCUUUGGCGCCACGAAUAGGAGGAGGAGGGGGAGGAGGCUCGCCUCACAAUGCUGCUGCUUACACACCGCGUGUCCAACUGCUCGAAAGAGUGAGUAUCAGCAACUUGGUCAACAUUUUCACAAAAUAUGGCCGGCGAACGUUGAUUUCUACCAUAUUUGGAAAGUCGGAACUUGUGGAGCCAACCUUUGAAGAGGUUGUCGUUGUCUGGAAACCAUUGCCAAAAGAGACGAAACGAUUCUACCCUCCAAAGUUUGUGAGCGAUCUGGCGGAUAUCUUUGACAUUGAAGGCUUUGAACAACCUCCGAAACGGAAAAAUCAAUCCUUCACCAGCAGUCUGAAAAUACGAAACUUUCAAGGAGUACCAAUGUCUAACAUUCAAGGUGUAUUUCCAAAAACAAAGCUGGUGUUUCGUCCGGCCGAUGCCCUCCUGUUUGAUACUAUUAGUAUUGCAACUUUUGCCCUUGUUCUUGGAUCCAUCCGUUUGGACAGUCCGCGACUAGAUCUAUUGGCCCUCAUCUCUGUGGGAUUGUGGAUCUUUCGAACGGUGAUUCGGUACUCGAACAAGUUGGCACGGUACGAUUUGUUGGUCAAGAACUUUCUAACCUCCAAAAUAUCGCAUCGGAACGAAGGAGCAUUGAAAUACCUCAUGUCGGAGGCUGGUUUGCAACGUGCAAUUCGAUCUUCCUUGGUGCUAUCGUGGCUGGAGGAUAGAUUCAAUGGCACAGAAACACAGACACAGAGUGAUGACUCGGAUCUUUUGAGCUGUUGUAUCGACGAAAUCAACCAAGCACUGAAUAUUGAAGCGGAGGUUGAAAUUGACGUGGACCGGGCAUUGAAUGAUCUGAAAGAUUUAGAUUUGGUUCGGUUUUCCAUCGAGACUGGAUGCAUAUCAGAAGUCACCAACAGCACCGAAAGUGCCAUUCGCGUAGAGCAAGCUUGGUCCCAACUCCUACUCGAUCGCAAUGCAGGAAUGCCACAACGGAAGAAGAAGAAGCAAGACAAGGAAUCGGAGGAAGGACAGAGUGACAUUGCCAAUAUUAUUGCCGCAAACCUACUGACGAGUCUCGAAGAAAAUCGGGGUCCGAUCCAAAAGGCCAUCAAGGCAGCACGAAAGCAGGGUUACUCCAAAAUGAAAGAAGUAAUCGAAGAUGACGACAAUCGAAAGCGAUUUGAAUCUGCUCUCCAGAAAGCAAAGAUGAAAGGAUACAGGGGCUACACCAAAGUGAAGGAUCUGAUCAAGGACAAACGAAGUAUGGACCUUGUCGAAGACGCUCUCCUCAAUCUCCAACAGAUAGGCACCGAUGAAGAUUCGGAUUCCAACGGUGGUGAAGCAUGA
Molecule: messenger RNA, 2205 nt
Organism: Cylindrotheca closterium
Lineage: Eukaryota; Bacillariophyta; Bacillariophyceae; Bacillariales; Bacillariaceae
Source: the annotation of a GenBank genome assembly